Messenger RNA from Taeniopygia guttata (zebra finch), 1293 nucleotides. NCBI's taxonomy places the organism in Eukaryota, Metazoa, Chordata, Aves, Passeriformes, Estrildidae. The record is from RefSeq and is a predicted model, not a curated record.
ACCGGGCGCAGGCGCGGCGCGGGCAGCCCCCGGUGGGGUCCUGGCGGUGCGGCGCGGUUUGCGCAGGCGCGGCGCGGGCAGCCCCCGGCGGGGUCCUCGCGCUCCGGUGCGGCGCGGUCUGCGCAGGCGCGGCGCGGGCAGGGGGCCGCCAUGUUGGCACCGGGAGCGGCGGGACGGGCGCUGAGCCGGGCCCUGGGCCUGGGCGGGCCGGGGGCGCCGGGGCGGGCGCUGAGCCUGAGCCACGGCCCGGCCUCGGUGGUGGUGGAGCGCGUGUGGCCGGUGCCGCUGGGCCGGGCGGGCGCGGUGCCCCGGUUGCAGCCGCGGCGGCACCGCGUGUUCCGGCUGCUGCGGGACGGGAAGCACCGGCCCCGGGGAGACAUGGAGCUGCUGCUGAGCCGCGCCGUGCAGGAUCUGGGCGGCCGCGGGGACGUGGUGAGCGUCAGGAAGAGCCUGGGCAGGAACAAACUCCUGGCCCAGGGCCUGGCCGUGUACCCCAGCCCGGAGAACCUGCGCCACUUCCAGCAGGAGAAGGAGCUGGCUCAGCAGGGGAAGCUGGACGAGCCCCAAACCCUGAGCGGGCAGAAGACCCUGGAAUUCCUGCGGCGCUGCCGGCUCGAGGUGGGGAUGAAGAACAACCAGAGCUGGGAGCUCAGCCCCGACAUCGUGGCCCGGCACUUCCUCAAGAACCUGGGGGUGUUUGUGCCCCCCCACGCGCUGCGCCUGCCCCCGGAGCCGAUCACGCGCUGGGGCAGCUUCUGGUGCGAUGUCACGGUGAACGGGCUGGACACGGUGCGGGUGCCCAUGGACGUGGUGCAGUUCCUGCACCCCAAAACCAAACGCUUCCGGCACUGGCGGCAGCAGCAGCAGCAGCAGCUGGAGAACAGCCGGGAGCGCCUCCUCUGACCCCCCCCGGGAAUUUGGGGUCCCCCCCGAGGGAUUUGGGGUCCUCAGAAUGGAUUUGGGGUCCCCAGGAUGGAUUUGGGGUUCCCCGGGAUGGAUUUUGGGGGUCCCCGGGAUGGAUUUGGGGUCCCUGGAAUGGAUUUGGGGUCCCCAGGAUGGAUUUGGGGGUCCCCACAAUGGAUUUGGGGUCCCCAGAAUGGAUUUGGGGUCCUGGGAUGGAUUUUGGGAGUCCCAUCUGUGGGGUCUGGAGCAGGAAUCCCCCCAGAAAAGGGGGACCAGGAAUUUUGGGGGGGUCCCAGGAGAUUUUUUGGGGUGUCUCGGGAGUUUUGGGAGCUGCAGGAUUUGGGGGAAAAAAGAAAAAAAAAAGGAAAAAAGGGAAUUUUGGGAUCCGAA